UGUCAGGCCAACAAGCGGGUAGAAGAGAAAGUGGAAGUGACAAUGAUUGGUAGCUUUUUUGGCCCACAUCCAUCGCAUGAUGCAGUAGAAUUUGUAGUGUUUCCAAAAAGAAAUUCUAUUAACAGUAUUUAUGAAGAAGUUGAUGUAACUCCUAGAAGACGUGAAUUUGAGUAUGAGAUAGAAUUUGAAACUGAAGAUUUGAAGACUAGCCUGGACUCCUCUGUAACAUUAUAUUUGUACAGAAAACAUUGUAACAUAAAACAAGAAUUAAUUUCAUUGAUUUUCAAUUUGAUAUUUACACCAAGAAAACCAUUCCGGGCUCAUAUCACAUUGAAAGUUGAGUGCAUAACAGAUGGAAUCUGGAAAUUUCCUAUAACAUUGAUUGCUACUGAGCCUGAAGUGGAGGAUAUAAUUGACAUCCAAGGAAUCGGUUUAUUAAAGACAUCUGUCACGGAAUUUAGACUGACAAGUCAGACAAGGUAUUACGAGCCAUUUACGGCCUAUUUUCUGCCAGGUGGUGAUCGAGAUUUUUUUGUAAAACCUCAUCGUGGAGAACUCCCUCCAUUUUACACAAAAGGAAUUCUCAUCAUUGUAGGAUUUAAACCCCGAAUGUAUAGUAAGAAAUAUCGAGCAACACUUGUAAUACAGACAGAUGAAAUAUAUUGGCUGUAUGAAAUAAAUGGGUUACCUCCAUCACCAAAAUCAUUGGAACAUAUAAAAGCCAAAAUUGAUACUAAUAACAAGACAUAUGAUAGCAUGCCACCAAUUCGACAAAAUUUUAUUCGUGAAAAUGCUAAACUCCGAAGCACGGGAGUGUCUUCUACUAUUAAAGGUAUACAGCCAGGGUCUAUGCUGAUGUCCAAAGCUUCUGUUGCCAUCGGCCAUGCAGAUGCCUAUGAUCUGGACCUCUACCUGUUGCCAUUUUGCUCUUUGAGGCUUACACUGCCACAGGGCCCAUUGGGGAUCUGA
Molecule: messenger RNA, 969 nt
Organism: Cricetulus griseus (Chinese hamster)
Lineage: Eukaryota; Metazoa; Chordata; Mammalia; Rodentia; Cricetidae
Source: RefSeq, a predicted model, not a curated record